Schizosaccharomyces osmophilus is the source of this 786-nucleotide messenger RNA. It is a transcript of the gene wtf21, whose product is annotated as wtf meiotic driver. Bases 1 to 786 code for a protein of 261 amino acids. The record is from RefSeq and is a predicted model, not a curated record. NCBI's taxonomy places the organism in Eukaryota, Fungi, Ascomycota, Schizosaccharomycetes, Schizosaccharomycetales, Schizosaccharomycetaceae. The transcript has 5 exons.
AUGAAAAACAAGUACUCUCCUAUUUCAGAUUCUGAUGACUCUUCCAAAACGCUCAAUGAUGAAAAGGCAGAUAGUCGGUCGUCUCCUUCAGAUGGUACGCCUCCUCCGUAUACAGCUUCAAACAAAUUUGUAGAUCUAGAAAUGGCUCCUGAAACAGAAGAAAGUUCUAAAAAGAAAAGAUAUCUGACGCCUCGUGAAUUAGCAAUUGUUUUUGCUAUUUUUAUUGUAUAUAAUGUAUGCUUAAUUAUUGCGAGGGUCAUUCUUCUUGUUUACGAAAUUCCGUUUAAUCAGCUUGCCGUUUGGGUACUUUUUGGCGUUUGGUGCGCUCUAUUUCUGUCAUUGACAAUUGUAAUAACUCAAAUGCCUAAAGAAUGGUUCACGCAAGCUGGAAGAGCAACCAAAAAGGUUUUAAAGAAAUCUGGAAGAGCAACCAAAAAGGUUCUAAAGAAAUCUGGAAGAGCAACCAAAAAGUUUCUAAAAAAAUCUGGAAGAGCAACAAAGAAAGUGGCACCAGCUGUGUGUAAAGCCCUAAUUAUACUGAUAAGUUUGAAUGGAGUCGGUGGUUACGUUUUGAAAUUAUCAGGAGGUUUUGAAUAUAUACAUUCAGCUGCGAUGUUGGUUGUUUUGGCAGUACUGAACAUAUGCUUCUUUGUUCUUCUCAUUCAUAACCCAGAUGCAAUUGAAGACCAUGUGCCUACACGUCUAAAUAGAAUUAGCAGGAAUGGUCCACCUCGUAACGAAGAGAUCGAACUUCAACCUCUUGCUGAGCAAAGCGCUAAUGUUUGA